Molecule: messenger RNA, 1047 nt
Organism: Oryza sativa Japonica Group (Japanese rice)
Lineage: Eukaryota; Viridiplantae; Streptophyta; Magnoliopsida; Poales; Poaceae
Source: RefSeq, a predicted model, not a curated record
CUCUCCUCUACUUAUUCCCUCACUCCAAAAGGCCAUAUAUACACCCCCUCCCCACUGCCAUUGGUCCUACCACAACAAAAGGAGAGAGACUCCAAGUCUUCCAAGCUGAGUGUGUGUGUGAAAGAGAGAGACCUACUUAGUACAAGAAUCACAUCUGCAUAUCUUCCCUGCAACCGUGUGAAGAAGGAUCACAACUCAUUCUUCUCUUCUGUCAGUAGAGAGAGAGAGAGAGAGAGAGAGAUCAAGAACUAGAGAGAGAAAGGUAGGUAGCUAGAGAGAGAGUAGGCGAUCGAUGGCGGAUUGGGGGCCGGUGUUCAUAGGGCUGGUGCUGUUCAUCCUGCUGUCGCCGGGGCUGCUGUUCCAGAUCCCGGGGAAGGGGAGGAUCGUGGAGUUCGGCAACUUCCAGACCAGCGGCCUCUCCAUCCUCGUCCACUCCAUCAUCUACUUCGCGCUCAUCGCCAUCUUCCUCCUCGCCGUCAACGUCCACAUGUACCUCGGCUAGCUAGCUAGCUAGCUAGGAGGUACCAUGCUGGCUCUGGCAUGUGAAAUGUUCAUCGAUCAGCUAAAUUAAUUACUAGCAUUUAUGCAAGAAUGGUAUUAUAUAUAUAUAUGAUUUUCUUAAUUUGGGCUAGCUAGCAAUUUGAUUACUACUGUUCUCUGAGUUUUAGUUUAUAUAAUGUAAACUUACUUGAGCUUGUAGCUUAAGAUGGUUAAUUACUCAUGAUAAGUUCAUAUGAAAAAUGUGGUUAAUUAUUCUGAUUUGUUUUUUUUUGUUUUCUCUUUUCAAUGUUUGCUUCAGGUUUCUGGAAUUUGGUUAUUUACCUUGGAUUUAAUUUUCCUUCUGCAUUUCGAGGGAAAUAGAUGGUAUAUUUUGAGCUGGGGUUAACUUUUUUUCCAAGGAGGAUGGGCAAAUGAGAAUAUGUUUUUUUUUCUUUCUUUCAUCUUGUAUUUAAUCAACAUUGUACGAAACUUGCAUAUAGAAACUAUUCCCGGUGUUGAUGUUUCACCCAACCUUGAGCACAAAUUAAUUAAGAAUUGUACUUACCA